UUUUUCUAUGUUCAGAAAUAUGAAAUUGUAAAACAUUUAAAAUUCGCUUAAAGAUACUUUACUACAAAUAAAAAGAGUGUGGUCUACCUCUGAUUAAACUUUAACUAUCGUUAGGGAAAUUCAAAUUUAAUUACGGUUAAUAGUGAAGUCGGCUUAAAAUCACAGCAAAAAUGCAUCAAAUUCGUUUGGACAAAAAAAUGGACAAGGUCGUUGAUGGCGCCAUAGAAGAAGAGAUCUUGCAUACUCGAGAGAUUAAAAAGCAUCACUCAAUUUUAAAAAUUGAAGCAAAUACCACCUCACCGGAAAAUUUGUAUGAUAACCUCUUUUGUUCAAGUUUGAACUUCUUGAAUUAUUCAGAAACCGAAAUUGAUACACAUAAUAAAGUUAAAAAACUUGAUCACUCGGUUUUAGCAAAUAAAAAUAGACCCAGGAUCUUAUCUCAAAUAAAACCGCCAUGUAAAAAAACAAGUAAAUUGGAAAAAUUCAAAGAAAUAUCUUUGGAUGAUAUGGGAUUUAAUUGUCAUGUAGUGAAAGAUUGGGAUCAUAUUAAACAACCUUUCAAAGAAAGUCUCUCUGUGCUUUUAAGAAGAAUGGUUCACAAAAAUGAAAUGGCUAACGUUGAAAUUCGCAUUGGUCCAAUGAAGUUCCGUUGUCAUCUUAUUGUAUUGCAGUGCUACUCGUCAUAUUUUAACAAAUGUAAAAAUGAGACGUGUAUAUAUCUUCCAGAAAAUUUCGUUUCUCCAGGUUCAUUUAUGAUGCUCUACAAUUGGAUGUUGAGUGAAAAUCCAUUAUUGGAACGAGAAGGAAUUUUGGAGUUGUUUAUUGCAGCCUCAUUUUUAGGUGUUACCUCUUUGAUCAACCACUGUUGGAUAUGUCUUGACGAUGACGAACGAUUCCGUGAAGAUUCAGCAUUCAUGUUAUAUUUGGAAGCACGUGAUUAUGGUUUAAGUGAUAUACAGGAAUUGAUGCUCCGACGUAUAUGUAAGUUUUUCCUUAUAUUGGUGGCAUCAAAGGAGUUUCUUCUACUGAAGCCUUACGAAAUCAAAAUAUUAUUACAGUCGAAUAAUAUUGGUGCAAACUCUGAAGUUGAGAUAUUUUUGUCGAUGGUACGUUGGCUGAAUCACGAUUGGGUUGAUAGGAAGAAACUGGCUGUUAGUGUAAUGAAACGUAUACGAUUUAGUUUAAUGCCACCAUGGUACCUGGUGACACUUAAUAAAAAAAAUGAUUGUCCUGAUACUGAUCGUGUAAUAGAUUUUCCCGAAGUUAAGAAAUUUAUCGGCGAUGCGAUUUCGUUCACUACCACUCAGAUGUAUUAUGGUAAUAAUAAGGAAGAUUUUAUGUUCUUCUUGGAAAAGUAUAAUUUGCAUACACCACCUCAACGUCAAUGGAUUAUUGAUUUAAAAUGUUUUUAUCAUCACCGUCUCGAUUGUUCUAAUAUGCAGUAUAUUACUUACCAGAGUUUUAAGGAGUAUCUGAAACAAAUUCAACGUGCCGGCGUCGAUUACUGGCGUACCUUCUUCUUGAUCCAAGAUACUGAUGAUUGUAUACAAUGCUGCACUUCUGUAGAUAACGACAAAAUUGCCACUAAAUUUAAUGCCGUAUGUGAAAUUUAAAUUUGAAUC
Teleopsis dalmanni is the source of this 1622-nucleotide messenger RNA. Its product is annotated as kelch-like protein 4. Lineage: Eukaryota; Metazoa; Arthropoda; Insecta; Diptera; Diopsidae. Bases 171 to 1613 code for a protein of 480 amino acids. The transcript is spliced from 6 exons. The record is from RefSeq and is a predicted model, not a curated record. Gene Ontology annotation, molecular function: protein binding.